Messenger RNA from Drosophila hydei, 5666 nucleotides. RefSeq lists its product as uncharacterized. Gene Ontology annotation, molecular function: protein binding. NCBI's taxonomy places the organism in Eukaryota, Metazoa, Arthropoda, Insecta, Diptera, Drosophilidae. The coding region runs from base 646 to 5421 and encodes 1591 amino acids. Gene Ontology annotation, cellular component: spindle. The record is from RefSeq and is a predicted model, not a curated record. The transcript has 13 exons. Gene Ontology annotation, biological process: signal transduction; regulation of establishment of bipolar cell polarity; establishment of mitotic spindle orientation.
GUCCUUUCGAAGUCCUUUGGCGAGCUUUUACGAGCUGGCUAACAUAAAUACAUUUGGCAAAUGCCGUUAACUGUUUCAGUUACAGCGGAACUUUCAAACCUUUUGGACGCGCUCGGCAAAAACAAAUCAGCUGCUUGCCGAUGGAUAUUUUUAAAAUCGAAUUAUUUGAUUUAAGUCGCAUGAAGUGAAUUAUGAAGUUAAAUAGACCACCAAUUUCGGAAUUUUAUCAUAUACAAUGCGAUGUAAAUAGCAGAGGAGUGUCUGAAUUGUGGACAUGUGAGAUACACCGGACAGCCCACAGAGCAUAAGAGAAUAGUUCAAAUAAUAAAAGAAAGCGUAGCAUAAAGCGAAAAUAGCGAGAACAACAACAGCAACAGCAGCACAAAGCACGCACAGGAAAUAAGUUAAACGGCAAAUUAAAACAACAACAACACCAAAGGCGCGAGGCGCAUACUAAUGCCAGCCGCGGCCAACGUUGACGGCAGUGCCGAUAGCGGCAGAGAGAGCAUUAUGCUUGUAGCGUCAAAACUAACACGCUGGUAGCUGCUAUAUGAGCUCAUUGCGCCCAUUGACAUCUCAAUUUAAAUACAGCAAAACAGAAGCAGCAUCAGCAAGAACAGCGACAGAAGCUACUAAAACCCCACCAUGGAGGGCGUUGGCGGUACAACUUCAGCAACAAAAAAGAGUACCCUGUCGGUGGAUCGUGCUGCAUUUCUCCUGCUGCGCGUAAAAAAGGCAUUCAAGAAGAAGAGACAACAACGCAAGGACCGACAGGCACAGCAUAGCGCUAGUGGAUGCAUGAGCGGCAACGGUCAACAGUCGCUCAGCAGCAGCCGUAAAUUUCCGCCAUUGUUACGGUCGCGCACUCUGCCCGCUAUUAUUGUACCUGGCCUUCCGGUUGUCUCGCUACGCACACAUACACAGCCAUUCCACUUGGAUUGUAAAAGCCGCAGUGGCAGCGCCAUUGGCCAUCGUUGGUCUGUGCUCAGCGCUGGCAGUGGAACUGGUGGUGGUGCAACUAGUGGUAGUGGCACCCACAACAACAACAACACCAAUUUAAGCAACAACAAUAACAACACGCUAAUGGUGAAGUCGUUGAAUUUACCAAAAGAUGAUUGCACACUGAUUUAUCGUCGAAAAUCGUCGGGCAGCUCGCCGCACGCACAUGCAGCACAUGCGGCCAUUCAACAGCAAGUGGCACAGCAAAAUUUAUACCUCCAUCAGCAACAUGUUGCCGAUAGUUCGACUUAUCAGCUAUCCGAUGAUUUCGAAUGCCACGCUGAUGGUUCGCUUCUGCUUAGGAUACCCUCACCACAAGCCGCGGCACCAUUACGCGGCUAUCCGAAUCGCCUGGGUGGAAAGAAACAUGUGACCACAGGCUCGGAGGCGACCACACCUAUGGUGAGGGAAUCUCAUCAUCUGCACGAUUUUGCCACUACCGACAGCAGCGGGUCGGGCGCGCAUACGACGUUCACGCGGUUGGCAAAAUUGCUGCAUCAAUCAAGAUCCACUCUGUUGCCACAGCCGCCGAUGUUGUUCGGUGAAAAUUUCGUCAUAGAGGCCAGGUCGAGGGCACAUCAGACCAACAGUCAAUCCAUAUUAGGCCUAGGCGAGGAUGCGCCGCGUCGUCUGUCCUGGGAAAGGCGCAAGGACAGCAGCGCGUUACAGCGCUCGGCCAGCAUCGAUUCUUUUGCGGAAAUCGUGUUUAGUGACCUGCCACGCCCAUCGCUGGACGUGCCACGCAGUGUGGUGGCCACGCCCACACCCUUCAGUAAGCGCCCAUCUGCGAGCAGCCUGUAUUCAACAUGUAGCAGCAUUGCGGCCGCUACAGCCGCCUCCGCCCAGGUGCACGCCCAGCUGAAUGUUAAUUAUGGCGACCUAACGACACAUCCACAUCAGCAUCAACUUCCACAACACCUAGGUAACUGCAGCAGCAUCGCCGCCAACAGCCGACGUGAGAGCAUGCUGAGUCCCUCAUCGACGCGGCGCAACAAGCUGACCCGUAUUAUUAAUGCCCUCUUCUCGGCGGUGGAGAAUGGACAUUUGGAGAAGGCACGAACCAUACUCGAAUCCACCGAUGUAGAUAUCAAUAGCAUCAAUAUAGAUGGCCUCUCGGCACUAGAUGUAGCCGUGUUGAGCAACAAUCGCUCAAUGACCAAGAUGUUGCUGCAGCAUGGCGCUCUGCAGGGCUCACAAUUUUCCGCAGAUAGCAUUGGCACCAAGCUGAAUGGCCUGCUCAAAGACGCCGAGACCCGCAUUCAUGAUCUCAGUGGACCAGAAGGUCUCUGUACACCCAUCUUCACCUCACGUCCUUCAAUAUCUAGCAUUAUAAUUGGCAAUGCUGGUUCCUCAGUCACCGGUUGCACGGGCAACGAGGUGGACAAGCAGAUUGGUAUUUCGGAGCGAAGGGUCAAGGGGCUACGUCGCAUGCUGCUAGGCUGGGACCAGACCCGACUACCAGAUGCGCCUGCCUCUGUUGUUGUCGAUGUCACUGGUGACACUUCCAUCAGCUUGCAAAUACUCGAACCUUUCGAAGGCGCCAUCGCCACCAAAUUUAAAAUUCAAUGGUCAACACGCGCCGACUUUAGCAAUGUCGUCGGCGAGCGGGAACUGUUCGAAUGGAUUAGCUUCCACGGCAACAUGGGCGCCCAUUGCCACAUAGCUGGACUCACCCAAGGACGACGGUACUUCCUACGCGGUGCCUGCGGCAAUGUUAAGGGUUGGGGUAGGUACCGCAACUCGGUGCCUGCGAGCGUUGUGCCCUCAACUUGGCGGGACUUAGAAAAUCGAGAGGAUCGUUCUUAUGGCUGCCAAUGCAUACUGGACAAUCUGUUCGCGGCAGUGCGUUUGGCUCGACCUGCAGAUGUCUCUGAGCUAACGCUAGAUCCCUGCAACGUGCAGCGACGCAAUCCCAAAAAGAAAACUACUAUUAAGCAGCUGUUUUCCGUCACCUCUAAAUUCCAGAAGACGCUGCGACGUGGCAUCUACUUCUCGUGUAUUGUGCACUGCGAUGAGAAAAUACUGGUGACUAGCGAGGAUUUUCCGCCCGUUAUUGAAAUCGAUGAGUCUUAUCCGAGUGCUCUACACAUGGACUACUAUUGGCUGAUGAAAGUUGCAUGCACAUGGGAGGAUGUGAAAUCUUUGCGUGCGGACAUGGAACGGAAUCUCAGUUCGCCCGUCCACUUUCGCACCAAGCUACUGUCGGCCGUUUGCCAGAUGCAAUCUGCACUAGGCAUUAUGGAUCUUGGCCAGCUGUACUAUAAACCCCUUCGAGAUGCACAGGGCACAGUAGUCCUCACCUGCAUACAGUCGGUGAAGAGUCAGAAGGCUGUAUCUAUUAUAAAUUCACGCUGGCUACCUGUUAACAAGCUAAAAAAAAAGCUGGGGGCUCUGCACGAGGAUUAUACCAUUAACGAGCUGCUUAUCUCAAGCAUUGGCGAGCAGCUACAUUAUCAACAGGCAGCAUUGCAACGGCUUGACCCAGGCCUCUAUUUGGGCUAUCUGAAGAUGCAGUGCUCGAUGGAUCAGAUACAGGUGGUGGUGCCGGUAAAGACGCCCAAUGUACUGCCCCAUUGCAAAGUUCGUGAGAAUAGCCACAUUACCGCCGAGGAGUGGCAGGUGCUGCAUCGCAUAAAGGACAGCAAAUCAAUACGACUGCCUCUUGACUUUAGUGUACCCAGCGAUAAUAAUGGCAAUGACAACGGCCAAGCCAAUGAAGUGCAGUGUCUUUUCCUACACGAUCUCAGUACAGCAAUGCAUAAGCUGUUCGACGGGAUGAGCAUUAAGCCAACGGAAGCUGCAACGCAUCGCCUUUAUGAUGUGGAGGUAAUCGAGCAUAGUCGUGACAUUAGCUUCCUCAUCGUCUGUCCCUCGGUGGAGGCAUCCUGUGCUGUACCUGGCCAAUCGGAGCUGCUGCUACAGCGCAAUGACUUCGUCAGCCUGAGUAUCCAAGCCUUCGAGAUGAUACAUCUGCGUACCUACCAGCCGGCUAUUGUGCAGAAAUACGCGCGACUCUCCUGCAUCCUCGAACUGGACACUGCGUUAGCCACACAUUCGCAUCGCCAGGCCUUCUCUAACAGCGAACUGCAAGCGGCCAAAGAGCGUCUAGCCACACUGCAGGACCUCAGCUCGAAUCUUACGAUCGUAUGGAAAAGCGUGCGCUGGCUAAUGGAUGUGGUUGCAUAUGCUCGAAAUAAGCAUGCUCAUCCAGUUUUAGCUAUACGCGAGUUACUGAAGUUUGUCGAGGAUCAGGAGAAACAAUUGCUGCAUCUGCCACAUCGCGAAUCCCGAUUCAGCAAGACGGGUCGCGGUAGCUGGCCAGGUCCAGGCGUCAAUGAAGAUGGGGACAAGUCAAGCAACAUUCCAGAGCAUUCGAAGUCUGAAACGAAUUUGGGUCAGCGCGAACUGACACCCAGCACGGCACAAGCCACCCCUUCUGAAGCAGGCAACAAGCAGCCACUAAAAGAGCAGCACCAAGAACAGAAGUCUCAACUACUCCAGGUGGGUGUCAGUGAAUAUACUGCUUCCACCUGUUCGGAUGUGUCGCUACGUAAGAACAGCGGCGACUCUGUUAGUUCCGCCUAUACCGCACGCAGCUUUGCAUCCGAUGGCAGCAACUGCGUGUUUGCUCUGCCUCCUUCGUACUCCGAUGAUACUCUGGCGGAUGCACUACGUCAUUCGCAAGCUACUACAGCGGCACAGCGUAAACGCACCAGCUCUCACACUGGAUCCAUUCCCACACCCCUCAUCACCGUACAUUGCUCCAGUUCAGUGCCGUAUCUAGCCGGCAGUAUCUCCGCCUUUGCAGGAGAUUUGGAGCAAAAAACACUAAAGCCAUCAGCCGCGGAGUAUAGGCUGAAGGCUGCAUCCAGCGUCAAUUUGCGUGAGGGUGGACUCUAUCUGAAGAGCUCUCCGGCAGAGCUGAAGCCUCCAAGCAGCGAUGAGCUAACUUCCAUGGCUCCUAGCACUUCGAAGACCUCCUCCACCAAGAGCCUGACCCAUCAAAGCAGCGAAGAGGACAGUGCCAGCUAUUCCAGCUUAAAUGCAGAGCAGGCUAUCAGCAGUACAGGUGCUGGCAUCAUUCAGGUGUACACCGCCUACAACACAGGUCUGGCCAGCGGAACCAGCCUCAAACUUCACGUGACGCCAAAGACGACGGCCAGAGAAGUGAUUAAUUUGGUUGUUAAGCAACUGAACAUGGCAGCCGUAUUAAAGGGAAGCAAAGGACCCAUCUAUAAUGCCGAUAUGCUCGACAACUUCUGUCUUGUCGCCGUCAUUGGCGCUCGUGAGCGUUGCCUUCGAGAUGACUUUAAACCCCUUCAGCUGCAGAGUCCUUGGAAGAAGGGUCGCCUCUACGUGAGACAGAAGCACGAGCUGCUCGCUGCUAUUGAACACUCUAAUCGUAAAUCUCAUUUGAUUUAAGAUCUGAAAGUGAAUUCAUAGGUAUAUUUGGUUUUCAUCUUUCUGGCCGCCAUGACUGGAAAUUUGGUAUAUAUGCGCACAUGUAUAUAUCCAUGAUACAUACAUAUAUCCAUGAUCAGAUAAAGACUUUACAAUUUUAUGUCUAGAGGCGUGUCACCACAAUAUCUUUUGCACAAUGUUUCUUGUCUCAUUUUCAUAUCACCUUGAUUUUACAAUAGAUUGUUAUUCAGUAGAAAGAACUAGUC